Yamadazyma jaroonii is the source of this 1371-nucleotide messenger RNA. NCBI's taxonomy places the organism in Eukaryota, Fungi, Ascomycota, Pichiomycetes, Serinales, Debaryomycetaceae. The record is from the annotation of a GenBank genome assembly.
AUGUCUAGUGGUAAACCGUCAGAAGGUAAAAGGGAUGAUCCUUCAUCAAAAUUUGAUUCAGGGCUUGAAGUUGAACUGAAUAAAACAGGUAAACUUGGAAUUGCAAAGGAUGACGAGGAUUACAAUGAUACUGAUGAGUCUAUGGAAAUUUUGAAACAAUUUGAAGACGACUAUGGUUCCGAUAACAACGAUGAAGAUAAGGAAAACAAAAAACCUGAAGAUAAGGGAAAAGCAGUAGAGGAGGAACAUAGAGGUAAGCCAUCAGCUUGUGUAUUUGUAGCUAGCUUAUGUGCCACCAAAAAUGAUGAUGAGCUAUGGUACAGUGUCACCAAUCACUUUGCAGUGUUUGGUAGAAUUUCAGCAGUGAAAGUCUUGAGAGACACCGCCAACAGACCUUAUGCUUUUGUACAAUAUUACAACGAACAUGAUAGUAAUAAUGCCAUUAGAUUAGGUAAUAAGUCGAUUUUGGAUGGAAGACGCUUAAGAUGUGAAGCUGCCAAGGUUAAUAGAACUUUAUUCAUUGAUUUCUAUCGUACUUUAUCGAUGGAAGAAGUUAGGAAAACUUUAGCGGAGUUCGGAGAGAUUGAAGAUUUUUCUAGCUCCAACAAUUUUGGUGUUAUUAGGUUCGACGGAAAUGUCAAAUCAAGGUUUUGGUUUGUAAAGUUUGUUUAUAGGGAUGAUGCAAUUAGAGCUUUUGCCCAUUUAACUAACGAUUCAAAUUUUGAAGUGAAAUGGGCUCAAAACAUUGAUCAUAGUAAAACUUCUUUUAAGUCAACUUAUACACCUGUCAGAAGAUACUCUAAUAAUGAUGUUCAGCAUGAAUUUGAUAAUUACUCAAUAUUCAUUGGCCAAUUGAGUCCAGAAACCACUAAAGAAGAUUUACAAGAGCGGUUCAGUAAGCAUGGAAAAAUUGAAAACAUCAAUUUAAUCCAUAAAGAAAAUAAUGUUUUUGCGUUUAUCAAAUUUGAAGAAGAAACCGGAGCAGCAAGAUCAGUGGAAUCAGAAAACCACUCGAUGUUUUUGAAGAAAACCAUUCAUGUUCAAUACAAAGAAUAUCAUGGAAACAAGAAGAUUUUGAAUGAGAGUAAAGGUAUUCAAUUAGCUCCAUCCCCAAUAAACUCAGGGAACAGAUUCAGUAGAAAAAAGAGAUACGAUUAUUAUUUGAUUCCUGGAAAUAGCAUGGGUAAUCAACGUCAACAUCCUAGGUUUUCUCAUUAUGAUAACUCUAAUCAAGGACCCAGUCCAGGUUCUGGUAGAGGGAAUUCUGAAUACAAGAAAGGGUAUCCAUUUGGAAUAAAACCGCCGGAAAACAUACGUAGCUAUAGUCCCAAAUCAGCUAAUGGGGAAGUGGUUUGGGAAUUCCAACGUUAG